Octopus bimaculoides (California two-spot octopus) is the source of this 420-nucleotide messenger RNA. RefSeq lists its product as uncharacterized. NCBI's taxonomy places the organism in Eukaryota, Metazoa, Mollusca, Cephalopoda, Octopoda, Octopodidae. The record is from RefSeq and is a predicted model, not a curated record.
AUUUAUCUUGAUCCCGACAUCAUAUUCUUGCGACCUAUCGACCAAUUCCGGCAGCCAGUCCUUACAAUGGGCGUAAUCGACCAAGCAACCGGUAUAGGGAACGGUUUGAUAUUUGCCAAAAGACACUCCAAAUUCUUAGAAUAUUGGUACGAAAGUUACAGAAAUUUUAACUCUAGUUUUUGGGGAACUCAUUCAAUGGUAAUACCAUUGAAGUUAUCAACAAUAUAUUCACACCUUAUUAACGUAGAUAAAGGACAUAUUUAUCAUCCGAACUGGUUUGAGCUUGAUAAACUUUUUCUUAAAGUGGUCCCUUGGGAUAAAAAUGUAGCUGUACAUAUGUGGACUCACCAUGAAUACCAUCUGCCUCAAUCUCUGAAAGAAACAGACACGUUAAAUACAACAGCCGGUCAAAUGUUAAGA